Rhagoletis pomonella (apple maggot) is the source of this 1675-nucleotide messenger RNA. RefSeq lists its product as uncharacterized. Gene Ontology annotation, biological process: DNA integration. The transcript is spliced from 3 exons. NCBI's taxonomy places the organism in Eukaryota, Metazoa, Arthropoda, Insecta, Diptera, Tephritidae. The annotation marks the transcript as partial. Gene Ontology annotation, molecular function: nucleic acid binding. The record is from RefSeq and is a predicted model, not a curated record.
AUGGAAACUUCGAUGAAGACACCACCACCGUUGACAUUCGACGGCAACACAAAGGAAAAAUGGAAGAAGUGGAAACAGAAGUUCGACCUUUACAUGAAAGCCACGGAGCUGGACAAGAAAGAGGAAGACCGCAAGGUAGCUGUGUUUCUGCACGUAAUCGGGGACGAGGCACUCGAAAAAUAUAACACCUUUGGACUAAGUGAGGCGGAUGACAAGAAACUCAAUGCAGUGAUAAAAGCAUUUGAGGAUUUCUGCUCCCCGAAAGCAAACGAGACAGUGGAGAGACACGUGUUUUUCACGCGCGCGCAACAAAGCGGUGAAAAUUUUACGAAUUACUUAACAGACCUAAAAACGCUAAGUGCCACAUGUGGUUUUGGUCACCUCAAAGAUAGCCUAAUAAAAAACAGAGUAGUCUGUGGAAUUCGCGACUCCGAACUGAGGAACCGUUUACUGCGAGAAGAGAACCUAGAUCUGGAUAAAUGCAUACAGAUAUGCAGAGCAGUAGAACUGGCAGAUAUGCAAAUGAAGACGAUUGGUGAAGAUUCGAAAAUACACCGACUAAAAAAUGCUGUGUUAAGAGAAUUAACAAAGAAGAAUGUGCAGUGGAAUUGGGAUGAGAACGCGAACCAAGCCUUUGUAGAAUUAAAAGAUUUACUAUGCAAAGCACCAGUCCUACAAUAUUACGAUGUACAAAAGCCAGUAGUGUUAAGUAUUGAUGCGUCCAAAAAUGGCCUAGGGGCGGUAUUGUUGCAAAACAGCUUACCUGUAGCUUAUGCGAGCAAAGCAUUAACUCAAACAGAGCAAAGGUAUGCUCAAAUUGAAAAGGAAGCCCUUGCCAUAGCGUUUGGCUGCAUAAAAUUUGAUCAACAGAUAUACGGCAAGGAUAUUUUAGUUGAGACAGAUCACAAGCCACUAGAGGCAAUAUUUAAAAAGUGUAUAAAUGACUGUCCGGCAAGAUUACAAAGCAUAAGGCUCAGACUACAAAGAUACAACAUCACAGUUAAAUACAAGCCUGGUAAAGAGUUGUUCUUAGCAGAUGCGUUAUCCAGAGCCUACUGUAUCCACGAAAAAUUGGAUCUAGAAAAAGAAAUUGAAACACAAGUUUGCUUAGUUAUGGAAUCCUUUCCCAUAUCGCUAGAUAAAAAAGAUCAGUUUGUUAAAGAAACAGAGUCGGACGGUGAAAUGCAAAUGUUAAUGGAAAACAUAAGGCUAGGUUGGCCCACUAAUAAGAGGCAGGUUCACAGCAUUGUAAAACCAUAUUAUAACUACUCAAAUGAAUUAAGUAUCAUAGAUGGCAUAAUAUUCAAAGUGGAUUAUUUCAGCAAGUAUGUAGAAGUUGCUAAAUUGCGAGACAUGUCUAGUAGUUCGGUGUUAGCCGUAUUAAAAUCACAAUUUGCUAGACAUGGCAUUCCGUACAUUGUAUAUUCAGAUCCUGGCACCCAACUGAACAGCGUGGAAAUCUUAAAGUUUGCCAAAGAUUGGAACUUCACCUGGAAAACGUCCAGUGCAAAGUAUUCUCAAUCAAACGGAAUGGUUGAAAGGCACAUAGGCACCAUCAAAAGAAUGUUUAACAAACUGGAUGACGAUCCAGGUAAAGAUCCAAAUCUGGCAAUGUUAGAAUACAGAAAUACACCGAUAGGCGAGGGAUUAAAGUCUCCCAAUGAAAUCAUGUUCG